AUGCGGGGCGUCGCCGCCCAGAACUACCGCAACCUGUGGCACCGGGCUCACCGCCGGCACGUGGGCCGGGGCGCGCAGGGCUCGUCUCCUGCCAAGGAGGGCGGUGCCGCUGCCAAGGAGCCGCCCGUCUGCCCCAACGUCCUGCGCGCGGAGGCCCUCCUGGAGUCCGCCGACACGCUGUACGUCAUCCACCCCUACGUGCAGUUCUGCUUGCACGACGUCGUCACCUUCAGCCCCGCCAAGCUCGCCAACAGCCAUGCCAAGGUCCUCUUCCUCCUCUUCCACGUGCUGCAGGCCAUGAAGGCCUGUCACCAGGCGGGGCUGGCCUGCGGCCCCUUCUCCCUGCGCGACGUGGCCGUGGACGAGAAGCUGUGCAGCCGCCUGAGGGUCCGCCUCGGCGGGUACGAGAGGCCGCUGGACACGGAGGGGCCCUCGAGAGCUGGUGAAGAGCAGGGAGCUGAGAAGGGCAGGCCCGUGCCACGUCUGGGGCAGGCGGCCAGGUGCGUGGCCUGCCAGCGGGAGCUCAGGGACCUGGUGCUGGACUGGGUGCACGGGCGCGUUAGCAAUUUCCACUACCUUAUGCAGCUGAACCGCCUGGCUGGGCGCCGGCUGGGGGACCCCAACUACCAUCCUGUCCUGCCCUGGGUGGUGGACUUCACCAGCCGCAACGGCAAGUUCAGGGACCUCAGGAAGUCCAAGUUCCGCCUCAACAAGGGCGAUAAGCAGCUGGACUUCACCUACGAGAUGACCAAACAGGCAUUUGUGGCGGGCGGGCUGAGCGGGGAGCAGCUCCACGUGCCCCACCACAUCUCUGACGUGCUCUCGGACAUCACCUACUACGUGUACACUGCCCGCAGGACGCCCAAGGCCGUGCUGUGCUGCCACGUGCGGUCCCAGUGGGAGCCCAACGAGUACCCGGCCAGCAUGGAGCGCAUGCAGAGCUGGACCCCUGACGAGUGCAUCCCCGAGUUCUUCACAGACCCCACCAUCUUCAAGUCCAUCCAUCCCGACAUGCCUGACCUGGACGUGCCAGCCUGGUGCGGCUCCUGCGAGGAGUUUGUGGACGUGCACCGCGCGCUGCUGGAGAGUCGGGAGGUCUCCCAGGACCUCCACCACUGGAUCGACCUCACGUUCGGCUACAAGCUGCAGGGGAAGGAUGCCAUCAAGGAGAAGAACGUUUGCCUGCACCUGGUGGACAACCACACGCACCUGACCACCUACGGGGUGGUGCAGCUCUUCGACCAGCCACACCCCCGGCGCAUGGUGGGACCUGUCUAUACGCCUGCCAUUGCGCCGGUCAUUGCUCGGCCUCUUGUCCAGAACAUCGGAGAGGCGCCGGCCCCGGAGGAUGCCCAGGCCCAGGCAGCCGAGGGGCCGGAUGGGCUGGUCAUGGAGGCCGUCCCCAGUGAGACCAGCUGGUCCGGAGACAAGGCUGUCAGCACCGAGGACGACUUGGAGCAGGGCACCGAGGCUCUGGAUUCCAUUCCUGCCGCGGGCAGAGCGGCUGACCAGUCCUGCCCUGGCACCCCUUCAGCUCACCCCGCCAGCCUCCCCGCCGUGGCUGCAGAGGGCAAAGCUCCCAGCACCCGGCCGACUCGAAGGAGCAAGCCCGGCGGCACGGACCAGACUGACAGGGACGAGAUGAAGAUUGCGCUUCCGGAAGGGUUCAGUCCUCUGCAGGCCCUGGAGGAGCUGGAGAAACUGGACAACUUCCUGGUCAGAGGCCUGAACAGCGAGAUAGAGCUCACGGAGCAGCUGGAGGUGGAGCUGCCCUUGGGCCUCUCAGACCUGUUCCAGAGAGACAUGCAGGCACUGGGGGUCCUGGUUGCUGAGCUGGUGUUUGCCCCAAGGAUUCGCGCCUUGAAGCCAGAUGCGUCGCUGCUGGAGCGGUUCCUGAUGGUCCGCAGCCUCUGCCGGUACUAUCCAAAGGAAGUCCCGGCGCCACUCCAGCACAUGCUGGGUGUCUUGCUGCAGCUGAGUGUGCCUGUGGGGAGGCUGCUGAAGAGCCCAGUGGCCAGGAGCAGGGUCCAGCUGUUUGAAUACGAGCCUGUGUCCCAAGGCCUCCCGCCGCCCUGCCCCUUGCAGCUCCUUAGCCCCUUCAGCUCAAUCAUUCCCUUCCCGCCCUACUUCCCUGCUCUGCACAGGUUCAUUUUCACCUACCAGUCCAGGAAGGUGGAGGAUGAGGGCCAGGGCCGCGAGCUUGUCUUCCAGCUGUGGCAGCAGCUGGAAGAGAUACUCUGUGAAAUCACUCCCGAGGGCCUGGAGAUCCUGCUGCCCUUCAUCCUGUCUCUGAUGUCUGAGGAGAACGCGGCAGUCUACACUGCGUGGUAUCUCUUCGAGCCCAUUGCCAAAGCUUUGGGCCCAAAGAAUACAAAUAAGUAUCUGCUCAAGCCCUUGAUCGGUGCGUACGAGAACCCCUGCUACCUCCACGGCCGCUUCUACCUGUACACGGACUGCUUCGUGGCCCAGCUAAUCGUGCGCUUGGGGCUGCAGUCCUUCCUCUCCAACCUGCUGCCCCACAUCCUGCAGAUUCUCGUGGGCAUUGAGAGCUCCCAGGAGGAAAGCAAGGCCCUGCUGGGAGCCGCAGAGGAUGAAGAGAGUGGAGGGGGCAGCCCAGUGUCUUGUGCUUUUGGGGAGGAGAUCAAAAUGGACGUAGAUCAUGGCUCUGUAACACUCGACCUCCUGGAUUACACGUCGGGUGUCAGCUUCCAUGACCAGGCCUACCUGCCUGAGGGUGAGGACUUCCAGAGUGGCCUCUACGUGGGCGAGUCGCUGCAGCCCCAGGAGCAGGAGCUGCUCAGCCUCGGGCGGCUGAGCGACAAGAGCAGCGCCAGUGAGGUGUCGCUGGGAGAGGACCGGCCUGCUGACGGGGACUCCCAGAAGGAUAAGAGCAGCCUGAAGUCCAUGGACAGCAGCCAAGACCUGAAGCAGAGCGAAGACGAGGAGGACGAGGACGAGGACGAGGACGAGGAGCAGCAGCAGGAGGAGGAAGAAGAGCACGAUGAUGCCACGGUGGUUGCUGAGCUGAGCCUGCCUGAAGACACUGGCAGCUCUGUGGAUGCUGCCCUGGCUGAUGACCACAGUGAGCCAGGGGAGGAGCAGGAGCCGGAGCCAGAGCAGGAGCUGCAGGAUCAUUUGGAAGACAAAGAGCAGACAAUCCUCCUGGGUAAGGGCCCCCUGGUGAGGGGGUGAGAGGGGAAACGGGUGCCAUCC
Molecule: messenger RNA, 3213 nt
Organism: Gavialis gangeticus (Gharial)
Lineage: Eukaryota; Metazoa; Chordata; Crocodylia; Gavialidae
Product: WD repeat-containing protein 81-like
Exons: 2
Coding region: 1-3192 (1063 amino acids)
Biological process (GO): aggrephagy
Cellular component (GO): mitochondrion
Molecular function (GO): phosphatidylinositol 3-kinase regulator activity
Source: RefSeq, a predicted model, not a curated record